CUUUGAGACUUUAAAUAGAUGACUUUGAGACUUUAAAUAUACUUUCUUCAGUAUUAGUUGCUUCUACAUUAUUUUCUUUAUAUGUUUUGCAGGUUCGAGAAACAAACGAAUCAGAUCUCCCUUCAAUCCAAAGGUUAACAAUAGAAUACUCAUGAUAUGAACCGUGAUUGGGUGAAGUCUUCAAAUCGGAUCGCUCCGGCAUAUGUGGCUGGCAUCAAAGAAUUCAUAAAUGUUGCUAAACAGAGUUUAGAUCGUAAGAGAUUGACAACAUGUCCUUGCCAUAAUUGCUUUAAUUCAAGGAGUCAUUCUAUUGAUGUCAUCAGAGCACAUUUGAUAACUAAAGGAAUUGAUACGUCAUAUGUACGGUGGGUGUAUCACGGUGAAGAAGAAUCUGAUGAUGAAGGUGCGGGUAAUGAAGAGUUUGAAAAUGAUGAAUUUGAUGGGUUGAGAGCAGGGCUGCAUGAUGCAUUUGGUAAUCAAUAUUUUGAUAUUGGGGAUACCACUGAAUUUCUUACAAAUCAGCAACCCAUGGCAAAAAAAUCUCAUUAUGAAAAACUAUAUGAAGCUCUGGAUACCCCGUUAUUUGUAGGAUGUCAUACAUCCUCUGUAUUGACAUUCGUGGUAAAAUUGAUGAAUAUAAAGGUGAUGAAUAAGUGGAGUGAUGGUUCCUUUGAAAUGUUGUUGAAGCUACUACGUGAAGUGCUCCCACAAAGCAAUAAUUGUCCACAAAGCUAUUACGAAACUA
Molecule: messenger RNA, 745 nt
Organism: Cuscuta europaea
Lineage: Eukaryota; Viridiplantae; Streptophyta; Magnoliopsida; Solanales; Convolvulaceae
Source: the annotation of a GenBank genome assembly